Messenger RNA from Petromyzon marinus (sea lamprey), 6651 nucleotides. RefSeq names its product ATP binding cassette subfamily C member 10 (gene ABCC10). Lineage: Eukaryota; Metazoa; Chordata; Hyperoartia; Petromyzontiformes; Petromyzontidae. Gene Ontology annotation, biological process: transmembrane transport. Gene Ontology annotation, molecular function: ATP binding; ABC-type transporter activity; ATP hydrolysis activity. The record is from RefSeq and is a predicted model, not a curated record. Gene Ontology annotation, cellular component: membrane.
UGUGCGUGUCUCUGUGUGUACAGUAUAUCUGCGUGUGUGCCGAGCUUGAACAGUUAACAGGACUUGCCCCAACAGUCUUUUAAAGGCUAUACGGGGAUAUUUGUCCCCAUAAAGCCUGUGUCCUUGUUCUAUAUGUGCAUCUAUGUAUGCCUAAGCAUACGAGUAUAUACAAUAUAUGCGAGUCUAUGUAUGCAUGUCUGCAUCUCUGCUCCUAAGCAUAGGCAUGCAAGUACAGCUUACACGGUGUGUCUAUGUAUGAACACCAACGCAAGCAUACACGAUGCGCGUCUAUAUACGAAUGUUCCUAUGUUUGUACAUGUGUGUCUUAUGUAUGGAAAUGUAUCUGCGUUUGUAUAUGUUGAUGCAUGUGUCUUAGUGUCUAUGUUUUGUAUAUGUAUGUCUAUGUAUACGUGCCUAUGUAUUGUAUAUGUAUGUCUACGUAUGUCUAUGUAUACGUGCCUAUGUAUUGUAUAUGUAUGUCUAUGUAUGUCUAUGUACGUGUGUCUAUGUGUGAGUUGUGUGUGUGAGCACAGGCCGGGCCGAAGUGGGAGUAUGCCGAGCCCCUUUAAAGGGCGGGUUCCCACGCCCCCGCCCCCCCGCUAAGGGCUCGCGACCAUUUGACGCCGAUGAUGAAACAGAAGGGGAUCAGGAAAGUCAGGCUUGCUCGUGGUAUCGCUAGGCCUCGAAUGCGUUCACGUUUAAAACAGCCACAGUCGACGAGUCCGCUGCUGUCAGCGUGAAUGCGAUGAGAUCACUGUGAGGGGACGGGCGGCGUCGAUCAAUAUUUCGACACGAAGGCAUCUAAAAGGGUUUUAGCCGUGCCCUCCCUGCCCAGGCGUGCUCCCGUCGCGGAGUUGGCGGUCAGCGUCUUCCCGCGCACGGCAGCGCCGCCGCGCUCACGGGGUGGCCAUGGGUGACUUGCUGGUCCUUCUGUGCGGAACCACGGAAGAGGAUCGCUUUCCUCUCUGGAUGAACGGAUCCGUUGGCCACUGUUUGAAUCAAGUGGCUUUGAACGUGCCCUCGCAUGCUCUCCUGGCCAUGAGCUCGGCAUUCUUUAUGGGAAAAUACAGACACGAUAGUCACAUGCCCGUAUCGUACGGCUGGGUGCUGAGAAUCCUCACGUCGGCUUUGGUGGUGGCACUAUUUUUCUGCGACCUCGUGUCGCUUUCCUUUGACUUUGAUGUCAAAACGCGACACCUGGACAUCAUGGCUUCAUGCGUCGCAGCGUUCGCUUGGCUGUUCCACUCCCUGGCACUGUCCUCCGUUGCUCAAUCUGAGCUGUCCUUUUCCCGGGGACCGCCGCUGAUCAUCGUUGUCUGGCUCGCAACAAUUCCCUCCGCAGUCAUAAACGGAGUGGCUUUCUUCACGAGGCCCGAGUUCUGCGUUCUCGGGGCUGCAGCUUGUGUGCACAAAGUGGUAAUGUGUGGCGUUCCAGUGCUCAUGGCGGUCUAUUUACUCUCACUGAUUCCAUCAAAUCGUCUUGUGGCCGUUCAUGAGGUGGAAUCCAUUAAUGAUGCAGGUGAAAGGACCGCGCUCUUAGGCAGUCGGAAAAGAAAAACUGAACAACUUUUUCCUGAUGCUCGUCACCGACAGGCGGUGACUGAAGAUAGUAGUAGCUUCAUUUCAAAACUUUUGUACAUUUGGUUAAACCCAGUAAUGAAGCAAGGUUACAAUGGAGAAUUGAAUAGCCCUGAUGAUAUCCUUGAGUUGCCUGAAAACAUGAAGGUAUCAUUUGUGUCUCAAGCGUUUAAAGACGUUUUGUAUGCAGACAGUAACCAAACAAGGGAUUGCAUUCCUGAGGAUGUCAGCCAGAGUAGCCCAACUGGGAAGAGAUUGUGCAUCAGCAAAGACGCGCCAUUACUUGCUAGCCAGCCGAGACGCACUCUCUUUUGGUCCCUCUACAAGGUUUACGGCGUUCGCUAUUUAUCGAUUGGUCUUCUCUACUUGAUUGCCAUUGUGCUCGGUCUGUUGGGCCCUGUCAUUCUGCAAUAUUUGCUCUCCUUCAUGGAGAACAGACAGGAGCCUGCCUCUCACGGCUACUACUACAUUGCCGGCCUCUUUGGGACCACAUUUUUUGGGGCUUUUUUCAACAAUCAGUUCUCCUACCGGAUCAACAAGAUUGCCUUGUGCGUACGCGCAGCCCUGGUCACGACGGUUUAUCGGAAAUCAUUGCGGGUCGGCGCGUCCUCCCUGUCCGAGUUCAGCACGGGAGAGAUAGUGAACUACAUGAGCACCGACACAGACCGCAUCGUCAACUUCUGCCCAAGCUUCCACUCGUUCUGGAGCCUGCCUCUGCAGGUGGCCGUCUCUCUCCUGCUGCUCUACCAGCAGGUCGGCGUCGCCUUCCUGGCCGGCAUCGCCGUCGCCAUCUUGCUCGUCCCGCUGAACAAACUGAUCGCGAAUAAGAUCGGAGGAUUUAGCCAAGCGAUGAUGCACCACAAAGAUGGAAGAGUCAAGCUCAUGACCGAGAUUCUCUUCGGCAUCCGUGCAAUCAAGCUGCACUGCUGGGAGGAGAGCUUCUCGCGCAAAGUGAAUGGGUUUCGCUCGGAUGAGUUGAAGGGCCUCUUGGGCAUGAAGUACCUGGACGCGCUGUGCGUGUACCUGUGGGCGGUGACGCCGGUGCUCAUCUCCAUCCUCACGUUCGUGACGUACGUCAGCCUUGGCAAUGCCCUCACCGCAACGAAGGUUUUCACAGCUGUGGCUUUGAUCAACAUGCUGAUUACGCCUCUCAAUGCCUUUCCGUGGGUGCUAAACGGACUCAUUGAAGCACGGAUUUCUUUAAGGAGACUUGAAACAUUUUUGUCCUUACCAGAGUUCAAUGCUGAAACAUAUUACUGCAAUAGCAAGCCAUUUUACGAGGGAGCGCAGAGCGGCGAAUGGGAGGUGGCGCUGUGCCGAGCAACGCUGUCGUGGGCCUCGCUGCUGUGCCCACCGCAGCAGCGCGGCUCCCCGGACCCUGCCGCGGAGGGCUUCUCCCUCAAACGUGUGGAGUUCGGAGUUAAGGAGGGACAGCUGGUCGGCGUAGUUGGAAAAGUUGGAAGCGGGAAGAGCUCCCUACUUGCGGCCAUAACCGGUGACCUCUUCAGGUGUAGUGGAGGGGUCCUUGUGAAGCGACUGGAGGAAGGUUUCGGAUUGUUCACCCAAGAGACGUGGAUCCAGCAUGGGACUGUGCGAGACAACAUCCUCUUUGGCAGUCGCUACGAUGAAGACAAAUACCUCUCCAUCAUUCGCGCCUGCGCGCUGUCGGAAGACCUCAAGGCGUUGGCGAACGGGGACCGGACAGAGGUCGGGGAGAAUGGGGUGACUCUCAGCGGAGGCCAGAAAGCCAGGAUUGCGCUUGCACGGGUGGCCUACAGCGACAAACCCGUUUGUUUGCUGGACGAUCCUUUAGCAGCCGUGGAUUGUGAUGUUGCUGCUCACCUGUUCAGCAAAUGCAUCAAUGGGAUUCUGCAGAAGAGGACCAGGAUCCUGUGCACUCAUCGCACCCAGUAUUUGGCCGCAGCCGACCUCGUCAUCCUGCUCGACAAUGGCAUCGUCAUCAAAGCGGGGCCGCCCCACGCGGUGCUUCCGGCCGGUAACGCGCUUCCUGAUUGGCCCUUGGCCGUUGAGGCUGAGCCACACUCAGAUGGAGGAGGAGGUGGAGGAGAUGAGUGUGAGUGGGAUAGUGAGGGUGAGGCUGAUUGUGUGGCUGGCGCUGUGGCUGCAGGAGCGUGUGGUGGUGGUGUGGCUGAAGGAGCGGGUGGUGGUAGUGGUGGUUGCGGUGUGGUUGCAGGGGUGCGUGGUGGUGUGGCUGGAGGAGCGGGUGGUGGUGGCAGUGUUGCUGGAGAAGCGAUUAGUGGUGGUGGUUGUGGUGUGGCUGAUGGAGCGGAAGGUGGCGGUGUGGCUGGAGUAGUGAGUGAGCCGUUGGUGCAGCAGGAGGAGAGGAUGGUGGGCGCCGUGGCUCUGGGUGUGUGGCUCGCGUACUGGCGCGCCGUCGGCUCCUGCCUCUCCGUCGCCGUAAUCCUUGCCCUCUUUCUCAUGCAGGCAACUCGUAAUGUUACAGACUGGUGGCUGUCUUACUGGAUCGCGCAUGUCCAGCAACAUAAAAAUGCAAGUUUCCACGAUAAUUUCGAGAGGAGCAGCGCCAAUGGGAGUGACCCGGUGCAGUUUUAUCUGUCCGUGUACGGAGCGCUAGCGGCAGGGAACACGGUGUUCACACUGCUCAGGGCCUUCUUGUUUGCCUACGGUGGGGUCUGCGCUGCCAAAAACAUUCACGUUACCCUGCUGCACAAGGUCCUGCAGGCUCCGGUGUCGUUCUUUGACGCCACCCCGACCGGGAGGAUCAUGAACCGCUUCUCCUCUGACCUGUUCACGGUCGACGACUCCCUCCCCUUCAUCAUGAACAUCUUCAUGGCGCAGCUCUUUGGGCUGGUCGGGGCAAUCGUAGUCAUGUGCUACGGCCUGCCCUGGAUGGCCCUGGUGCUGCUGCCGCUCGCCGGGGUCUACUACUGCGUUCAGAAGUACUACAGGUUCACCUCGAGGGAGCUGAAGCGGCUGGGCAGCGUUACCCUGUCCCCUAUCUACUCCCACUUUGCCGAGUCGCUAUCCGGACUCGCCAUCAUAAAGGCGUUCAGGGCCACCGACAGGUUCACCCGGGAGAAUGAGGCUCGACUGGAGCUGAACCAGCGCUGCCAGUUUGCGGCCGUGGCCGUGAUGCAUUGGCUGGACGUCCGCCUGCAGAUGAUGGGCGUGGUGAUUGUGGUGAGCCUGGCGGCGUUGGCGGUGCUGGAGCACCACCUGCGCGGCGUGGACCCAGGCCUAGUGGGCCUCGCCAUCGCCUACGCGCUCGGCAUCAACGGCCGCCUCUCAGGCCUCGUCUCGAGCUUCACACAGACGGAGACGCAGAUGGUGAGCGUGGAGCGUGUGCAGGAGUAUCGCGGCAUCGCCAGCGAGGAGGCGCACCGCCACCCCACGCACGUGUCUCCUGAUUGGCCCCAAGGUGGUGCACUGACAUUUGACAAAGUGUUCCUCACUUACCGGCCAGGGCUGCCCUUUGCCUUAAAUGGAAUUUCUUUUUGCAUAAAUUCAUGGGAGAAGGUGGGGAUAGUUGGAAGGACUGGCUCCGGGAAGUCCACUCUGUUUUCAGUUCUCUUCCGCAUUGUGGACGUACAGCACGGAGCAAUCUACAUUGACAAUCAGGACAUCUCAAAACUCGCUCUCAAACAAUUAAGGUCUAACUUGGCGAUAAUCCCACAAGACCCAUUCUUGUUCAGUGACACAGUUCGGAAUAAUUUGGACCCCAAAGGUUCAUACCAGGACCAUGAACUGUGGGAAGUGUUGGAGAAAUGUCAUUUGAAAAGCUUUGUCCUUGAUCAGGGUGGCCUCCAAGCAGAGGUGGCUGAGCGAGGAAGAGACUUCUCCUGUGGUCAGCGGCAGCUGCUGUGCCUGGCACGUGCCAUGCUCUUCAAGGCCAAGAUUCUGUGCAUAGAUGAAGCAACUGCGAGUGUUGAUCAAGACACGGACGUGCUGCUGCAAAAAACCAUCAGGAGCGAGUUUGUCAACAGCACAGUGCUGACUAUUGCACAUCGGCCCAACACGAUUCUGGAUUCCGACCGGGUCCUCGUGCUGCAAGGCGGGCGAGUGCUGGAGUUCGCGUCUCCCCACGACCUCCUCCAGGAUCCGCGGUCCGCUCUGUCUCGCCUCCUCUCGAAAAGCCAUUUACUGUCUUGAAAGCAAUUGCCCACUCGGGGGCAGGACAAGGAGGGGUUUAGUUGAAGGGGGGAAAGGUGAUGUUUACAGUGCGUGUGAAUGUUUGCACCAUUCAAUAAGAGUCAAUAGAGUCCAAGUUCACAUUGACGCGUCGUUUACUUGAGUAGCUGCACUACAUGAAUGUGAACAGCCUGGUCUCCCUUGUCGAAUGAUAAAAAUUGAGUACAUUUGGUCUUCGCGCUAUUCCCUUCGCGCAAGGCUAUCACGAAGGCGCUAUGUUACACAGACGUAGUCUGCAGUCGCGUCAUAAUUGGGGGCGAUGUUGCCAUGUGUAAUUCACAAUUGAGUGAUUUGUAGGUAUUUUUUCUUUAUUUGGCCAAUGUGGACCAAAGAAUGCUGGCACACAAUGGCCGAAUUCGUUUAGAAUGACGUCGGGGCAUCCUGAAUGUUCAUUGUGAAGCAGGCGGUGUGUACGGUGUCGUACGUUACCGUACGUUACAGCUUAGACCCCUACAGCGAUAACCAGGGCAGCCUACCGCUCUGCACCAAGGAGUGAGCAUUGACCUGGCUUGGCCACGUCACCGCCUCUGGCAUUGUACCACCGUGUGAUAACACGAAUGCUGUGCAAAGGUUUAAAAUGUACACUCACAAUGUGCACAGUAAUAUACUGACAUGUACAAUGUGAAUAAAGGUCGACAUAACAUUAUAUGUCUCGCUGUUUUAUAUGCCCACGUUGAGACAUCACAUCAGUUAUUACACAAUGAAUCAAUACACAUUCUCCAGAUGGCAACGUGUAUGUACUGUAUAUUUGUAAUUAAAGUAAUUGUAUACGUUUAUAUAUUCAGAAUAAGAAUAUGUAUCUAUACUGGAGGAAUCCGAUGAGCUAUACAGCUCUUUCACAGAUGCCCAGUAGGAUCGUGGGGUAAGAACGACAAAAAAAUACAAAAACAACGACAAACAAUA